Messenger RNA from Alosa sapidissima (American shad), 2577 nucleotides. It is a transcript of the gene tp53i3, whose product is annotated as tumor protein p53 inducible protein 3. The transcript has 7 exons. The coding region runs from base 960 to 2075 and encodes 371 amino acids. NCBI's taxonomy places the organism in Eukaryota, Metazoa, Chordata, Actinopteri, Clupeiformes, Clupeidae. The record is from RefSeq and is a predicted model, not a curated record. Gene Ontology annotation, molecular function: quinone binding; quinone reductase (NADPH) activity; NADPH binding.
AGUUGCACUAUAGACAUAAUGCCACCAUCUUCUAACUCUCUCUCUUGGACGUGGGAGAGGGUUGGAGCAGAGUGAGAACUCUGUGAUCUCACAAGAGGAUCAUUAUUAGCCUGAGAAGCAUCUUUGCCAGAGAUCAAAACUCUUCCAGGAGGGGCUGACUGGCUAUAGUGGCGAUGCCAUGGUUUCCUCCUGUGCCGAUUUUCCACGAUUUCCCUCAUAGUGUUGUCAACAGUGGCAAUAGGCUCACACACCCGCACAUGUAGUAGUUUCCGGUGCUCCUGCAUCAGGGAGUUUAUGUCCUGUUGCAACAGUUUGAGAACCAGUGUCUGCCGAAUGCAAAGGUGAUUCAGUCUGUGUUGGAGGUAUGUUUCCUCUGUGCUGUUCAUCUGUCGCACAUCAACAUACUGUAGAGGCUUGGGCUUCCGGUAGUUUGAUGGUUUUGUCAUUGUGAUCACUUGGGACACAGAAACAUAUAAUAGUAACCUUUACUGCAACAAAUAUGAAAAUGAAGCUAUAUGCUGUUAUUAAAAAAAUAAUAAAAAAGGAUUGUCUGUAUAAUUGUUACUGUACCUCGCCACUGUACUUCUUUGUUGAUAAAGUUGAUUAAGAGAUAUGGUUCUUUGCUCACUAACCAUAGUCCUGUGGUGUGUUUAUCUGCAUGUUCACAUGGUGAAUUGUGAUCAUUGUUCAUGGGAGGUUGGCCGUUAUUACGCUUUUGUUUGUCCUGAAGAACAGGUUGUUGUAGACCCCUUGUGCCUUUAAAUUUACACGAUCAGCACCUAAUUCUGCCACUAGGUGUCGUUUGAACUCUGCUAUUUGGCUAUUUCUAAGAAAAAGUGGUGCACCAAAUCGACUUCGAAGGAAUCUGUUGUAACACUGGACGCUGAGUUCAAGCGUUUUUAUGUGGCGUAUGCAGAAUAUGUACUAAAUAAUAUGCUCCUCGUCCAGUUCUACGGUUAAUGACAUACAGGUCUUCAACAAACUACUACACAAUUCAAGAAGCCAGCUUCCUCAAAAUGUUGGACCAACCAGAAUCUGCUGUUGGAGAAAACGUCAUGCUGGCAGUAUGUGUUGAUGAUCCAGGCGGUCCUGAGAAGCUGUAUGUGGGCAGAGUUCCCAGGCCUCAGCUCAAAGCAGGAGAGAUCCUCAUUAAGGUCCAUACCACUGCUCUGAACAGGGCUGACCUACUACAGAGAAGAGGACUUUACCCAGCCCCACCUGGUGAAAGCGAGAUCCUGGGCCUGGAGGCAGCUGGGACGGUGGCUGCCCUGGGUUCAGGGGGCGGAGGACAGUGGGUUCCAGGGCAGCGAGUCAUGGCCCUGCUCUCUGGGGGUGGAUACGCAGAGUUUGUCUCUGUACCAGAAGAGUUGGUCAUGCCAGUUCCUGCUCAUUUGACCAUUACCCAAGCUGCUGCUCUCCCUGAGGCCUGGCUAACGGCCUUUCAGCUGCUUCAUCUCAUAGCUAAAGUGCAGCCAGGAGAAACUGUGCUUGUGCAUGCUGGAGCCAGUGGGGUUGGCACUGCUGCCAUUCAGCUGCUUCGCUUGACUCAGGCCAUUCCAGUAGUAACCGCAGGGACCGCAGAGAAACUUAAGAUGACUAAAAAUCUUGGAGCAGCUGCUGCGUUUAACUACAAAGAUGAAGAUUUCUCUGAGAGGGUCAUGGAGUUUACCAAAGGCCGAGGUGCAGAUGUUAUUCUGGACUGUGUGGGUGGCUCGUGCUGGAAUAAAAAUGUACAGUGUCUGGCUAUGGAUGGGCGGUGGGUUCUCUAUGGCGCCAUGGGAGGCAAACAUGUAGACGGAGAUCUGCUGGGCAAACUCCUGUCCAAACGGGGUCAUCUGCUAUGCAGCCUGCUCCGGUCACGCAGUCUACAGUAUAAAGCUGAGCUGGUAAAGGCCUUUUCAGAGAGAGCUCUGCCUCAUUUUGAGACACUAAACUCAUCUGUGGCUCUACGGCCAGUCAUUGACCGUGUGUUCAGCAUUCAGGAUAUUGCUGCAGCACAUCAGCACAUGGAGGCCAACAAGAACACCGGAAAAAUAGUCAUCAGGGUGACUGAGUCUAUGUCAGAGGAACUAUAACCCAUCUACCCAGUUUUGCUGCCACAAAUAUAUGCAACACUCAACUUCCAUGUGCCUGCUGUUGUUGUUAAAUUCCACGACUGUAAUGCAGAUCAGUCACAUGUAAUCACAGGUGUUAAAUGCAAAUGUUUUGCAUACCAAAAAUAAGAAACACUAGAUUAAAACGUAAGCCUUCCUCUUCUAGCUAUUCUGAAUCUCGUAUGAUUUGAAUCUAUACACGAUUGAAAUGAAAGGGGAGGUUUGGUUCUCAAAAUGAUAUGGAGUUAUUUCAUUUAUGUGAACUAAUGAUUAAUCAGAGUUUGUAAUUUGAUUAUUAAGUGAUGAUGCAGUAAUGGGAUCAUAAAUCUCUUUCCGGGUCCAACGGCUUUCAGAGCCACUUGUUUUUCUCCAUAGACAGUAAAAUAAACUAUUUGUUUCCACUAUUCAGAGUAGCCUUUUAAAAAAAAUGUCAUCCUACUACUCACUUGUUGCCUCAACCUAAUAAAAUUUAUUUUUCGCAGAA